CCGGUUCAGUAUCAGUUCGCGCGUUGGCCAAGCCGGUUCCUCUCAUUACGCUCUCGUCCGUUCGGCGUGUAGUUUGCCGCUGUUCCGUUUCGGGUAGAUUCUCUUCUUCGCGGCUCGUGCUCCUCUUCUCCCCCCCCUGUUUGUGGCACUUCAAUCCACGCAUCCCCACGAUGUGGCCCCACUUGAUAGUGUGCAGCUUGUGACGAAGGCGGUGUGUUCUGUGUUUGCGUUGCAAGUUUGGGAACCGGGUGCCGGUGUUCCUGUGUGUUGAGGACACAAUAGGGAUAGGCAGACAGUGUGCGGUGUGGUCCCCGUGACGUUGACCACGCGGAGAGUGACGCCGGCCGCUUGUUUUAUCGUAGAGAGUUCAAGGUCGAGCAUUUGUUCGAGAAGGAAAUUUUGAAGAGAUUUGAAUUCCUGGAAUUGAGGCGGAACCGGUUAGUUAGUACAACUCAACAGUUGCGGAGUGACCGCGACUUGUGGAUGGAUUAGGUGGAAAAUACAGAAGAAAGAAAUUCAACCAGCAGAAAUUUAAUCAAAACCUUGAGGAACGUGGCCAUCCCCCCAUUGGCAUCACAGCGCAAUGGAAGCCAACAAAUCACACACCAAGCUGCCGGUGAAUCCCGCCCAGAAGGCCAGCUUCCUGUCGUACAUCGUGUUCGGCUGGGUCAUCCCCAUUUUCUACAAGGGCGCCCGCAAGGAACUCGGCCCCGAAGAUCUGUACCAACCGCUGACGGCGCACAAGUCCAACUCGCUCGGGAACCGCCUGUGCGAGGCCUGGGAAGAUGAGGUCGCCCGGAAGCGGGCCAAGGGCCAAAAGCCCAGCCUGAUGCGGGCCGGAUGUCGCGUGUUUGGCUGGAACAUCGCGCUGCUCGGGUUGAUCUUGGUCGUGCUGGAACUCGCCUUCAAAGUGACCCAGCCGAUCUUUAUCGGUGCGCUGGUGCGGUAUUACUCCAAGGAAAACGGGGACAUCAACGAAGCUUAUCUGUACGCCGGAGCCGUCGUCCUGGGCAGUGCCAUCAGUGUCCUGUUCAUGCACUCGUACAUGUUGUCCCAGCUGCAUCUGGGUAUGAAGCUGCGCGUGGCCGCUUGCUCCAUGAUCUACCGCAAGUCCCUCAGACUCAGCAAAACGGCACUCGGUGACACCACCGCCGGACAGGUCGUCAACCUGCUCUCCAACGACGUGGGUCGGCUGGAUUUGGCCGUCCUGUUCGUGCACUACCUCUGGAUCGGGCCGCUCGAAACGAUCGUUGUGACGUACCUGAUGUACCGCGAAAUUGGCCUGUCCGCGAUCUUCGGAGUGAUCUUCCUGCUGAUGUUCAUCCCGCUGCAGGCUUACCUCGGCAAGAAGACGUCCCAGCUGCGACUGCAGACGGCACUGCGCACCGACGAGCGGGUUCGGCUCAUGAACGAGAUCAUUCAGGGCAUUCAGGUGAUCAAGAUGUACACCUGGGAGAAGCCAUUCGCGAAGCUGGUGGCGUUGGCGAGAAAGAAGGAAAUCCACGUGAUCCGCUACGUGUCCUACAUCCGCGGCAUCCUGCUCUCCUUCAUCAUGUUCACGACGCGCGUGUCCAUCUUCAUCAGUCUGAUCGCGUACGCCCUGCUCGGGAACUUUGUAACGGCGGAGAAGGCGUUCACCAUCACGGCCUACUACAACAUUCUGCGCGCCACCAUGACCAUCUUCUUCCCCCAGGGCAUUGCGCAGUUUGCCGAGGCGGUGGUGUCGGUCAAGCGCAUCCAGAACUUUAUGUCCCACGAGGAGGUCGAGUCGGCGCUGGGCGUUUCGAUGACCGAUCCGGGCCGGAAGAAGGGUGGUGAGGGUGCUGGGGAUAGUUCGAUGGAGGACAGCGAGGAUGAUGGGUUGGAGAAUGGGGUGGCGGCGGGGAAGAAUGGCAAGACGAUCAGGCACUCGGAAUCGGACGGGUUGAAGGAGAAUGAGGGGGGUCACCUGUCGGAGGCUGGGGUUAUUGUGGACUCGAUUACGGCGCGGUGGGAUCCGAAGUCGACGGAGUACACGCUGGAUAAGGUUAGCUUGCAUGUGCAGCCGGGGACGUUGGUGGCUGUGAUUGGGCCGGUUGGAUCUGGGAAGUCCAGUUUGAUCCAUGCGAUAUUGAAUGAGUUGCCGUUGGAGGCUGGCAGUAUAAGGGUCAAUGGAGAGGUCAGUUAUGCGUCGCAGGAGCCGUGGCUGUUUUCUGGGUCGGUUCGGCAGAAUAUUUUGUUUGGACUGCCGAUGGAGAAGGACCGUUACAAGAGGGUGGUGAAGACUUGUGCGUUGGAACGAGACUUUCAGCUGUUUGCGAACGGAGAUAAGACGAUCGUGGGUGAACGGGGGGUGUCGUUGUCCGGUGGACAAAAGGCUCGUAUCAGCUUGGCUCGUGCCGUUUACCGACGUGCCUCGGUAUACCUGCUUGACGAUCCUUUGAGUGCGGUUGACGCCCACGUAGGUCGACAUCUGUUUGACCACUGCAUGCGAGAAUACCUUAAGGGGAAGGUAGUGAUUUUGGUGACCCAUCAGUUGCAGUACCUGCAGAACGCCGAUCAGAUUGUGAUACUGAAGCAUGGUAGGGUGGAAGCUGUGGGAAGUUACGAUAGUCUACGGGAAAGUGGGCUGGACUUUGCACAAUUGUUGGCGGCGCCCAGUUCCAAGGAGGAUGACGACACCACCGACACGGAAUCGUUCAAGCGAUCCGGAAGUUUGUACAAGCGUCAGAACAGCGAAUCAAGCAUGGACUCGACGACGAUUGACGGCGACGGUGGUCCGGAACCGGCAGCGAACCAGGAAAAGCAAGAGCAUGGAACGAUCGGAUACUACGUGUACAAGGCGUACUGCAAGGCCAGCGGUGGCUUCUCGAUCAUCUUCUUCCUGUUUGUCCUGUUUGUUUUAUCUCAGUUGGCGGCGUCGGGUGGAGAUUACUUCCUGACCUACUGGGUCAACAAGGAGGAGGCCCGCAUCCGGGAGGUCGACCUGAGCGCUCCGGUGGACAACAGUACGACGAGGUCAAACGACACAAUGCUGGACGACUCUGCUGGUGCGGGAGAUAGUCCGACCGGCCUGUUUACGUGGCUGUUUGCGACAUUCCGGGAUUUGACCGGAGUCGGUGAUGAUAAUCGGGACAUUGAUAUCUACAUCUUUACCGUGCUUACGGUUGCUACCAUCGUGAUUACGCUCAGCCGAAGCAUGUUCUUCUUCCACACCGCGAUGAGAGCCUCCCGACGGCUGCACGACGCCAUGUUCAACGGGGUGACCCGCGCGACCAUGUACUUCUUCAACACGAACCCCUCGGGCCGUAUUCUUAACCGCUUCUCCAAAGAUAUGGGCCAGAUUGACGAAUAUCUGCCGUCGGUGGCGGUUGACGUGUUCCAGAUCUUUCUCUCGCUGCUCGGUAUCGUCGUCGUGGUGGCCAUCGUCAACCCGUACAACCUAAUUCCGACGUUCGUAAUCGGUGUCAUAUUCUACUUUAUGCGCGAGUACUACCUGUUGACGUCCCGGAACAUCAAGCGUGUCGAAGCCAUCACCCGUUCCCCAAUCUACUCUCACCUAUCCGCUUCCCUGUCGGGACUGUCAACGAUCCGUGCCUUCGAGGCGGAACGGGUUCUGGUGCGCGAGUUUGACAACCACCAGGAUCUGCACAGCUCGUCGUUCUACCUGUUCAUCUCGACGUCCCGCGCUUUUGGCUUCUACCUGGAUGUGUUUUGCGUGAUCUACAUCGCGAUCGUGACGCUGACCUUCUUCAUCAACGGGGACAACGGAGGCAACGUGGGUCUGGCCAUCACGCAGGCGCUCGGAAUGACCGGUAUGGUGCAGUGGGGCAUGCGACAGUCGGCGGAACUCGAGAACACGAUGACCUCGGUUGAGCGAGUUGUGGAGUACGAAACGGUUGAUCCGGAACCGGCGCUGGAAGCUGACGAUGGUAAGAAACCGCCCAAGGAGUGGCCCCAGGAGGGAAGAGUCAAGUUUGACAAACUGUCGCUGCGAUACCAACCCGACCCGGACACGGACCGGGUUCUGAAGGACCUAGAGUUUGAGAUUCAACCCCGUGAAAAGGUCGGAAUCGUGGGUCGAACCGGCGCCGGAAAAUCCUCCCUCAUCAACGCCCUCUUCCGGUUGUCGUACAACGAGGGUUCCAUCGUGAUCGAUACGCGAAACAUCCACGAGAUGGGCCUGCACGACCUUCGCGGCAAACUGUCCAUCAUUCCGCAGGAGCCGGUGCUCUUCUCCGGAACGUUGCGCUACAAUUUGGACCCGUUCGACGAGUAUCCAGACGAAAAGUUGUGGCGUGCGCUGAAGGAGGUCAAGCUGGAGGACGCCGUCAACGAGCUGCCCUCGGGAUUGUCCUCGAAGAUCAACGAGGGCGGAAGCAACUUUAGCGUUGGCCAACGUCAGCUGGUCUGCCUGGCCCGGGCUAUUCUGCGCGAGAACAAAAUCCUCGUCAUGGACGAGGCGACGGCGAACGUGGACCCGCAAACGGACAAGCUCAUCCAGCAGACGAUCCGGGAGAAGUUUGGCAACUGCACCGUGCUGACGAUCGCCCAUCGGUUGAACACCGUCAUGGACUCGGAUAAGGUGCUCGUGAUGGACGCUGGCCGCUGCGUAGAGUUUGGAACGCCGUACGAGCUGUUGACGGCCACCGACGGACCAAAGACGUUCUACGGAAUGGUCAAACAAACCGGCAAGAGCACCUUCGAGCAUUUGCUGAAAGUCGCCAAAGAGGCUCACGAGACAAAGAGUCAACCAGAAGAGACGACCGAGAAACCCACCGACUAAGCCGCCAGUAUGGCUUGCCACUAGAGAGGAAACUCACCCCACAACCCGUUGCAGCGAGAAGCCAUCGUUCUCAGUCUUGCCGAUCUUCACGCGAGGGGCGAGGGAAACUUAAGAUAUUAAGGUAACUAUACCGAUCCACUUUGUAUCACGUUUUGAACUUAUUUAGAAGAAGAAGAAAAAAAAAAGAUUAAAAAAAAACAGUGCCUCAAAACGCAAGUGCUACUUAUACAUUUAGGCAAUUAAGCGAUGAAUUGUGCUUGGAUGGAAUGAAACCAACUGCAAGUACAAACCAGUUUAGUGUUUAUUAUAAUAUAUAUUUAGAAGCGGAACGCGUAAUCGAUCACAACUAGAUGUAUUAGCGUGCAUUAGCUGGUGUCUACGUCGUUUAACAUUAAGUUUGGUGCUGAAGGACUGAGCUACCUUUCAAUAGUGACGUAAGUAACAGUAAACGUACUUAGCAAGCAAGCAAGCAUACAAAAAUCCACUUAAAAAUUUCAAACUCGAUAUACUUAAGGUAGUCGUGCUGUUUACUUAAGUUUUCGCUGCAUGUAAUUUAUGUCCACUCUAGCCCCGCUGAAUUUCAAAAAGUCGUAAAACUGGAGCGUACUUAGGUUUUUGUGUUUUUGAAGAAAAGAAAAAUCUUUUUAUUGUUUUCGUUUUGUUGCUGAACUUUGUUUAUAGGAGUAAUACAAGAUGUCAAAAGAAA
Molecule: messenger RNA, 5471 nt
Organism: Culex pipiens pallens (northern house mosquito)
Lineage: Eukaryota; Metazoa; Arthropoda; Insecta; Diptera; Culicidae
Product: probable multidrug resistance-associated protein lethal(2)03659
Exons: 6
Coding region: 584-4765 (1393 amino acids)
Biological process (GO): transmembrane transport
Cellular component (GO): membrane
Molecular function (GO): ABC-type transporter activity; ATP binding; ATP hydrolysis activity
Source: RefSeq, a predicted model, not a curated record